Molecule: messenger RNA, 951 nt
Organism: Penicillium taxi
Lineage: Eukaryota; Fungi; Ascomycota; Eurotiomycetes; Eurotiales; Aspergillaceae
Product: D-hexose-6-phosphate mutarotase
Exons: 3
Coding region: 1-951 (316 amino acids)
Biological process (GO): carbohydrate metabolic process
Molecular function (GO): isomerase activity; carbohydrate binding
Source: RefSeq, a predicted model, not a curated record
AUGGUUCGCGCUCACAAACCCUCUGCUAUCGGAGUGGGUGAAUCCACUCCACAGCCCAUCCUUUCUGUCAAGGAUGGUAUCGUGGAGGUUACCCUUCCUUCCGGCGAUUCCCUUACAAUUCACCAGUAUGGCGCUACUGUCACCUCGUGGAAGUCUCAAGGCCAGGAACAGAUUUUCCUGAGCCAGAAGGCUCUUCUCGAUGGCUCAAAGCCCAUCCGUGGUGGCAUCCCUCUCGUUUUCCCUGUUUUCGGACCCCCACCAAAGGAUCAUGCAACCUCGGCCUUGCCGCAACAUGGCUUUGCUCGUAAUUCGAACUGGGAAUUCUUGGGCAAGUCGUCGGCGGAAUCAACCGAGAGCCGGGACAAGCUGGCGGUGAAGCUGGACUUUGGUCUGUCGCACACUAUGUUGACGGAGGGGUUCCGGAAGGCAUGGCCAUAUGAGUUUGGUCUUGUUUACAGUGUUACUCUCAGCGAGGGUACAUUGAGCACUUCAAUCCAAGUGCGCAAUGAGGGCCAGCAGAACUUUGAAUUCCAGGUCCUCUUGCACACUUACCUGAAGGUCGAAGAUAUUUCCGAUGUCCGCGUGAAGGGCCUUGACUCCAAGAUCUACAUCGAUAAGACCCGCAACGCAUCCUCCCACACCGAAACCUCCUCCGCGCUGGCAAUCGCCGAAGAAACCGAUCGUGUCUACAAAGAUCUUGACCCCACUGUUCCAAUUGUUGUGUCUUCCGCCAAGGAUGAUAAGCCCUUUUUCUCAAUCACUCGUGAAUCUUUGACUGAUGUGGUGGUCUGGAACCCGUGGAUUGAAAAGGCUAAGGGAAUGGCCGACUUUGGCCCGGAUGAGGCUUACAAGAACAUGAUCUGUGUUGAGGCCGGUUCGGUCUCUGCUUGGCAGACCCUCGAGGCUGGAGACUCCUGGGAAGGUGGUCAGAGCAUCAAGUCGCGUCUGUAA